Symbiodinium necroappetens is the source of this 1812-nucleotide messenger RNA. The record is from the annotation of a GenBank genome assembly. Lineage: Eukaryota; Dinophyceae; Suessiales; Symbiodiniaceae.
AUGCUGCACCUCCGUCGAUGCCUGCAUGUCACAAGCCGGUCUUGGCAGAUUCACUUACCUGCUUGCAUCCCCGUAUGCACAGCGGGAAAACCCAGUGUGCUUCCUGCACUGAGUGCUCUUACAGGAAGUCUCGCUGCAGCGUGCUAUUGGCAGAAAUCCUCAGUCAGUUGUUCUUCCGAAGAGACUGGCAGACCUCCAGCUGUGCGCAGAGUCAAAGUUGCUCGUGCAGCCAAUUUUCCAGAGGGGGAGCUUCGACAAAUCCGAAUCGCUCCUACAAGCGACGGGGCUGGUGAAGGCGCCAUCCUCUUGACCAAGGUAGACGGCAAGUUCUACGCAACUGGUGCAUCAUGCAGCCACUACAGUGCACCGCUAGCUGAAGGAGUUGCAGCACGAGACAAGAUGCAUGUGGUUUGCCCAUGGCACAAUGCAGCCUUCGAUAUUCGGACCGGGCAGCCUGUGCGCGGUGCUGGCUUACAGGCCAUACCUACGUACAUCGUCGCGGUAGAGUCAGACGACGUUAUUGUGGACCUGCCACGGAACAUGGAUGAUUUUGUUGCGCCGGUCAUGGCGCAGCGAGACAGCCAAGACACUCGGGUGUUCCUGGUUGUGGGUGGUGGAGCCGCUGGGGUAGCUGCAGCGGAUGCCUUGCGACAAGAAGGGUACACAGGGCGCAUCGUCUUGAUAACCGAGGAAAGACACCUGCCCUACGACAGGCCUGUGCUCUCCAAGAACCUGGGCAAAGCCUCCGACCCCGGCUCUUUGAGCCUUCGGGAUCAAGAGUAUUUCGACAAGCAUGAGAUUGAGAUCAGACGCUCCACCAAGGUGGAGAAGCUUGAUGCUGCAACGAAGACGCUCCGGCUUUCAAGCGGGCAGACCGUACACUACGACGCCGCUGUUGUGGCAACAGGUGCGAGGCCUCGAGAGCUUCCAAUCAAGGGUGCUGACCUCCCAGGAGUUCUUGGGCUACGAACUCCGGAAGAUGCUCAGCGCAUUGCUGCCGCCUGCUCUUCCGACAAGAAGACUGUGGUGAUCGGGUCAUCCUUCAUCGGAAUGGAACUGGCCGCUACCUUGCGGCGGCGUGGCUGUGAAGUCACGGUGCUUGGGAUGGAACAGGUGCCCUUCGAGCGAGUGCUGGGGACCCGCCUGGGCAUUGUUCUGAAGGACUUCUUCGAAUCAAAAGGAGUCAAGUUCAUGGGCGGCAAGGUGGCAGCAGAGAUCAAGCAAAACGGCUCCUCACUACAAGUCUCGCUGAAGACCGGAGAGGUGUUGACCUGUGACUCCAUCGUCGUCGGGGUAGGGGUGGUUCCUAAUGCAGAUUUCGUGGACGGCGCGCGUCGUGCACGGGACGGCUCGCUGGUGACGGAUGAUUGCCUGAAGACCAGCGCAGAGGGCCUCUUCGCUGCUGGAGACGUUUGCACUUACGAGACGCCAGGCGGAUCCAUGCGGGUAGAGCACUGGGAUGUUGCGACGAGCCAGGGACGGAUUGCUGCGAAGAACAUGCUCGGCAAAGCCGAAAAGUUCGAUCAGACCCCCUUCUUCUGGACAUCUCUUUUCGGUAAAAACCUGAGGUACGUUGGUCAUUGCACGGAGUUUGACGAGCUGGUGGUCGAUGGCGAUCUGAAGAAGCUGAGUUUUGUCGCUUAUUACUGCCUGAAAAACGAAGUCAAGGCGGUUGCGACCAUGUCUAGAGACCCUGUGGCGGUGGUGGUCGGCGAGCUCAUGCGCAUGAAGCGGAUGCCUCCUAUCCAUGAAUUGAAGUCUGGGAGAGUCUCCACUGCUACAUUGGCCCUGGAGCUGAAGAAGACGAAGUAG